Linum trigynum is the source of this 651-nucleotide messenger RNA. Lineage: Eukaryota; Viridiplantae; Streptophyta; Magnoliopsida; Malpighiales; Linaceae. The record is from the annotation of a GenBank genome assembly.
AUGCACAAACAACAAUUUGCACAAUGGUUCAACAAGAAGAUCAUGAUGACGUAUAAGGAGAAUCCUAAAAGUGUGAGUCUUACUCUAUUAUCUCUAGCUCGUGGACCAGAUAAAAGAGUCAACUUCCAUUCAGGAUAUUAUAUUAAUGGGUUUCGAUUUCACUUUAAAACUCGUGAGAAGAAUAGACGUACUCAAAAUAGCGGUGUGAUGGUCAGAGGGGAGAAUGAUGGCUCCAUUUCUUACUAUGGGACUCUCAUUAAAGUCAUUGAACUCCGAUACACAGAAGGCCUUCGAGUUGUACUUUUUCAGUGUGAUUGGUAUGACAUAACUCGGGAAGGCAUUGGCUACAAGAAGGAUCAUCAUGGUAUUACUACCAUCAAUAAGGCAAGACUAUUGAAUACUCAAGAACCAUUUGUCUUAGCUAGUCAGUGUAUACAAGUUUAUUAUGUGCCUUGUAUCAAAGAUCCUAAUUGCGCAACCGUUAUUGAAACAAAGCCUAGAAAUUUGUUUCAGAUGCCAGAAGAUGAUGAUGGUGAUGAUAGUGAUGAAGCAUAUCACGAAGAGAUUAUUUCAUCAAGUACUACUCAAGGGAUUGAAAAUGCUGAAGAUGAUGAACUGAAUUGGAGCAGAGAGGGGCUUGAAGACUUGUAG